Molecule: messenger RNA, 1796 nt
Organism: Lindgomyces ingoldianus
Lineage: Eukaryota; Fungi; Ascomycota; Dothideomycetes; Pleosporales; Lindgomycetaceae
Exons: 4
Coding region: 44-1771 (575 amino acids)
Biological process (GO): lipid metabolic process
Molecular function (GO): triacylglycerol lipase activity
Source: RefSeq, a predicted model, not a curated record
UGACGAUGCGACAUCUCACACCUGGCGUACGGCUCAUCUCGCCAUGUCAACCGGGUGGAACAUUGCCGGCAUCCUGAAGUCGGUAUUUAGCUGCUUGUUCGAGGUCGCCUUUUUCUGGCACCUGAGAUUGUACGCUUGGUGGAUGAAGAAGAGCGACAGAGAUAUGCUGCUAGAGGCCAUUGCCGAUGCCAGGCUAUUCGAGGAGUGGGAGGCUUCGGCCUUCCAGCUGGAUGAAGUGCUAGGUUAUGAUCUCUGGCGCCAGAACCCCACGAGCAAGUUCUACGAUUACCGUCUCAUCUACGAACGGCUCCAAGCCAUCAUCGAAGCCCGAGAGGACGACGAUAUUCUGGGACUAGUCAGUCUCUUGCGAUCAGGACUUGUCCGCAAUCUGGGGAACAUUACAGCACCACGUCUCUUCAAUCGCGCUUAUGCUGGAACCAAGCUCCUGAUUGAAGACUACGUGACCCAGGUUGCGUUGGCUAUCGACUAUGUGACAUCCUAUCCCACAACGGCGAACUCCGACACCGGCUUGACGAACCAGGCCAAGCUCGAUGUCCUACAUGACACUCGGCAAGCCUUCGGAAGGUCGGUGUUAGUUCUACAGGGCGGAGCCAUCUUCGGUCUCUGCCACCUCGGUGUGGUGAAAGCUUUACACCUUCGAGGACUUCUUCCUCGUAUCAUAGCAGGUACGGCUACUGGGGCCCUGAUUGCGGCACUGGUGGGAGUUCAUACCGAAGAUGAGCUUCUCGACUUCCUGGCAGGAUCAAAUAUUGACCUGACCGCGUUCGCGAAGCACUCUACUGCUGGGAAAGAAGGCUAUGUCGGUGGAGAGAGUGGCUGGCUAGCGACGCUUAUGAGGCGCAUGAAGCGCUUUGUCCGGGAAGGGUACUUCCUCGAUGUUGGCGUCCUUGAGCAAGUCGUUCGUGCGAACGUAGAAGACUUGACCUUUGAAGAAGCAUACAUGAAAACUAAAAGGGUAUUGAACAUCACGGUUUCCACGACGGGCGGUGGAGGAGUGCCAAACCUACUCAAUUACCUUACGGCUCCCAAUGUGCUCAUCUGGUCUGCUGCCCUCGCUUCAAACGCUUCAUCUUCAACCUUCUACAAACCCGUAAUACUCAUGUGUAAGGACGAGUCUGGAAAAAUUGUCCCAUGGGCAGGCGCCGAAGAGACUACUUUCCGACCAUGGACGCAUGCCAGUUACAAUGACCGCGAAUCUCCACUCCACCGCAUCGCCGAGCUCUUCAACGUAAAUCAUUUCAUCGUCUCCCAAGCUCGUCCUUACCUGGCACCUUUCCUUCGAUCCGACUUACAUCACCCAAACCCUCGUCAGGAUGGUCGAUGGCGGCUUUCCAUGCCGAUACUACGACUCAUCGUCAUGGAAGUCCAGCAUCGUCUCCACCAGCUUGAUGAAGUGGGCUUUCUCCCAUCCUCAAUCCGACGCUUUCUCCUCGACGAAAACGUUCCCGGUGCAAGCCUCACUCUUGUCCCAGAACUCACGCCUGGCGACUUCAUCAAGCUACUCGAGAACCCGACGAAAGACGGCCUGGAGUAUUGGAUACUACGCGGCGAGCGUAGUGUCUGGCCUGCUGUCGGCGCCUUGAAAGUUAGAUGUGCGAUAGAAGUAGAGUUAGAUCGAGGGUAUCAAUUAGUUAGGAGAAGGAAGCCAUUCGAUCCUGUGCACGGCCCGGGGUUAAAGAAGAGCUCAAGUAGUGCUGGUAUGAAGAGGAGAGCUAGAGCGGCGAGCUUUGGCGGGGAUAUGAUGCGAUGAUUCAUGAGAGGCUAUGGAAUAUCUC